This is a messenger RNA of Ornithorhynchus anatinus (platypus), 2403 nucleotides long. RefSeq names its product tetraspanin 15 (gene TSPAN15). Lineage: Eukaryota; Metazoa; Chordata; Mammalia; Monotremata; Ornithorhynchidae. The coding region runs from base 36 to 920 and encodes 294 amino acids. The transcript is spliced from 8 exons. Gene Ontology annotation, cellular component: membrane. The record is from RefSeq and is a predicted model, not a curated record.
CGAGCCGAGCCGAGCCGAGCCGAGCCGAGCCGAGGAUGCCCCGACGGGCUUCGGGCGAAGUGUGGCUCUGCGAUCGCUUCUCCUACCUCUGCCUCAAAUUCACACUCAUCACCUACUCCACGCUCUUCUGGUUGAUAGGCGGCCUUGUCCUUUCCGUGGGGAUCUAUGCUGAGGUCGAACGGCAGAAGUACAAAACCCUGGAGAGCGCCUUCCUAGCCCCCGCCAUCAUCCUGAUCCUGCUGGGGAUCGUCAUGUUCAUCGUCUCCUUCAUCGGCGUCCUGGCGUCCCUCAGGGACAACCUGAGCCUCCUUAAAGGGUUUAUGUUCAUCCUCGUAAUCUGCCUGGUAAUCGAGCUUAUUGGUGGCGUGGUGGCCUUGAUCUUCAGGAACCAGACAAUUGACUUUUUAAAUGACAACAUUCGAAGAGGAAUAAAGAAUUACUACGAUGACCUGGAUUUCAAGAACAUAAUGGAUUUCUUCCAAGAGCAGUUCAAAUGCUGUGGAGGGGAAGACUACAAAGAUUGGGGCAAAAAUCAGUACCACGAUUGCCAGAGCCCCGGACCUUUAGCUUGUGGAGUGCCUUACACCUGCUGCAUAAGAAAUAAGACCGAUGUCAUCAACACAAUGUGUGGCUACCGGACCAUUAACCAAGAGCGCCUGAGCGUCCGAGACGUCAUCUACAUCCGAGGCUGCACCAACGCCGUCCUCAUCUGGUUCACGGACAACUACACCAUCAUGGCCGGCGUGCUCCUCGGGAUUCUGCUUCCUCAGUUCCUGGGCGUGUUGCUGUCCCUGCUGUACGUGUCCCGCGUGGAGGACUUCAUCUACGACUGCUCGGACCCCGACGGCCUCCUCCAGUCCUCGCAGAAGCGCGGCCCCGAAUCCGCCGGCGCGGGAUGCUGUAUGUGCUACCCCGCCUGACGUCUCGCUCUCGAGCCUCGAGGACGAUGUUUCAACCCCAGCCGGGCCCUGGGCGGCCGACGGAUCUGCGUCCUGACCUGGCCUCCUCCGCCUGGGAUCUGGGCUCAGCCCGGACCGUUCCAGGUGGUCUUCAUCUGUUCCUGAGCACUCCUCUUCCUCUUCCCCCCCCCUUUCCUCCCUCCCCAUGACCGUGAUUGCCUUCUCUCCCCGCACCUCUCGAUUCCUUGGGAAAAUGGGAUUCUUCUCUGAAGAUCAUCUGCACUGCUGAGGUGGGGACCUCCUGUUCUGGACAGGUUCAUAGAAUAGGGGGCAGCCAGUUGCGUGGCCCAAGGCUGGUGACUGAUGACGGGGACUUGUCUGGCCCCAUCUUCCAUCUCACAAGGUCCUUGACGGGGACCCCCGGGCUCUCCCCGCCCCCCCCCCCCCCCCCCCCAGUCCCUAAAGAGGGACUGAAGUGUCCCUGUCCCCUCCCUCAGUGCUAGGGACCAGCCAGUCAGGGAUGGAAAUCAGGUGAGCCCGGUUCAGCUCCGCUGCCAAUCUGCCGUGGAUCCAGGUGAGUUAUCCUCCCCUUCUGUAAGAUGGAGGUAUCCCCCUCUUUUUCCACGGGGCUGAGAUGGCGGGGCCAUCUUGACAGAUCUCCUGGCCGCUGGCACUCAGUGCCCGAGAGCCUCUAGGAGCAGAGUUUCUGCAAUGAAACACCAUUCCGUGUCUCCAGGCCCCGACCCCCUUGCUCAGUCCAAGCGAUGAUCUGGCAGCCUCUCCUGGGGUUCUUGCCGAUCGUCUUCCCCCUCCCUCAGUCUUUCUCCAUCUGUUGUGGCUGGUGACCCUGGUUUCUCUCCAUCUGUUGUGGCUGGCGACCUUGGUUUUUGGUCCGCUCCAAAUCCCGGGGCCCGGCACAGGCCCUUCCUGAGGUAGGGCUGCAAAAUCAGUUUCUUGAUGAUCAAUGAAGGGCUGAUGAUGAGCGAAGGGAAUGUGUGGGGGGGGGGGUGUGCGUGUGUGUAGCGCUAAACGUUUAUGAGCCGCUGCCUUAUCCUGUCAUAUUUAAAUGUGUGCCUUUUGAGUAUUUUUUUAAUUAAUUUUUAGACAAAAAGAAGGGAUGUGCGACAUAAGAUUUUAAAAUCCAGGCGGCUUAACAAAGGUGCAGCUUUUAGGGCCACCCUGUCAAAACUGGACCCUCCUUGGGUGAGCCAUUUCAAGUGCUUUCGGGCCUCUUGGAGCCUUGUAGCCGAACGCCCUGGGCGACGGUUUUUGCUACCCCGUUUUUACGAAGUUUGAUUACCGGGUAAGGUUUUGCAUAUAAUUAACCCGUGCGUUUGAUUAAUCUGAAUCAUGGUCCCUGGGUGGUUGGCUUGUCUCUCUCUCUCCUUCUUCGCGCUGUCCCCAUCCCUCCUGCCGAGAACAUCAUCGUUUUGUGUCCUUGUGCCCUAGGCAAGUUGGUUCAUAUUAAUCAAAUAAUAAACGAGUUGUGAUUUUGUUUUUCUAA